Molecule: messenger RNA, 733 nt
Organism: Phytomonas sp. EM1
Lineage: Eukaryota; Euglenozoa; Kinetoplastea; Trypanosomatida; Trypanosomatidae
Source: the annotation of a GenBank genome assembly
GGUCAUUCAUUUUAGAUAUUCAUAGGAUUUUCAUUUCUUAAACUUCAAGCAUCCAAUGAGGGGGAUUCUGCGUAUUUCGAAAGCUGCUCUCGGCCCAGUUUUUACAGCAAACAUUAAGCAAGCGAAAAUCGAUGAAAUUCUGCGUGUUGAUCAUGCUGGAGAGGUCGCUGCGGUCCGUAUUGCGUCUCACCAAUUAAACUGGAUGUCGCCUUUAAAUGAUGCUGUUCCAAUUGUAAAUGAAAUACUGGAUGAUGAAUUGGUUCAUGAAAAAGUGAUGAAUGAUCUUGUAAAUCAGCAUGGUAUAAAAACAACCCAACUUGAUCCUCUUUUUAAGGUGGCUGCUUUUGUACUAGGUGCGGGAACAGCUGUACUUGGUAAAGAAGCUAUGAUGUGUUGCCACGCUGCAGUCGAGGUAACUAUUUUUGAUCAUUAUAAUGAUCAGCUGCGCGAAAUGGAGAUGCUUGAUGAGUCAUUAGAGGGUGUGGUUGAGACAGCGGAGGAAUCUAAUGAAUGGAAAUCGAUCAAAGAUAUUGUUGCAAAGUUUCGUGAUGAGGAAAAGCACCAUCAGGAGCUUGGUGAACAAAAUGGUGCUGAUCAGGCUCCUGCGUACCCAUUGUUAUACAACUCGAUAAGGUUGGCAUGCAAAUUUGGUGUAUCCUUAGCGAAGAAAGUAUAAAUUUUAUUUCUACUUUUCUGAAAAUGUAUCCGGUGACAUCAGCAUCAAAAAGCAAAA